AUGAGUGGUCGGUUUGAGAGCUUACCCGAGGCAGUGAGGGAGGUGAUAGAGCUUUCGGGGGUUGGUCCCCAGCUGGCAGCUCUUCGGGAUCUAUCGAGUCAGCCUGCAUCACUGGCUUUUCUUCGCGGGUUGUUGAAGUUUUGGUGGGAUUCCACCAACACUUUUCACUUCCCGUGGGGAGAGAUGAUGGUUACCCUUUACGAUUUCUCCAUGAUCACGGGUUUUCCUUUUGGAGGAGAACCCGUGGUUUUGGAGAACAUGAAGGGGUCAGACGAGAGACUGCAUGACCUCGUGGGGGAUCAUGAGUUGUCAACUGAUGAGGUCGACCAGCAGUGUACUCCUGAGCAGCUGGCUCAAAUAUACAUUGCUCACGAUCUUUCCGUCACUAUUUUGAGUGAUCGGGAAGAGCGUUUCGCCAUCGGGUUACUUAUUUGCCAUAGUGAGUUGGAGCAAGUUGGCAACCUGAGCUGGGCGGAGGUGUCGUAUGCCCGUAUGCUUACUGCUAUGGGCAAGGUGACCCAGGUGAUGGAUUCCGCGGCAGCUACUGAGGUGCCCCGGAUCUCCAUUUCAUGGCACGACUAUAUUCUCGAGGAUAUUUGGCUCAUGGAGCGCUUGCGAAUUGUUGAUCAGCCACAAAAUCUUGAGGCCAAUGGAGUGAGAUUGUUCCCUGGUCGUCGCAUUCUGUACAAGCAUAAGAAUGAAGAAGAAUGGAUGACCUUUUUCUAUCACGGGGUUCCUAACAUACGCUCUGUGAUUCCUUGGUGGAACAUAAGUACUAUGGUUGAGAAUAGUUCUAAUUGUUCCUAUAUUCGCCUCUUGGGCCUUUCUAGUACCACUUACAUAUUUCCUUGCAGGGUUAUGAGACAAUACGGGAUGAAACAACUAAUCCCUCCACUAGAUUAUGAUGCUUUUAAGGAUGUGAAUUUUAAGGCCGAAAGAAUUCCCCGUUGGAUUGAGUAUUAG
Molecule: messenger RNA, 963 nt
Organism: Chenopodium quinoa (quinoa)
Lineage: Eukaryota; Viridiplantae; Streptophyta; Magnoliopsida; Caryophyllales; Amaranthaceae
Product: protein MAINTENANCE OF MERISTEMS-like
Exons: 4
Coding region: 1-963 (320 amino acids)
Source: RefSeq, a predicted model, not a curated record